Molecule: messenger RNA, 977 nt
Organism: Lotus japonicus
Lineage: Eukaryota; Viridiplantae; Streptophyta; Magnoliopsida; Fabales; Fabaceae
Product: stem 28 kDa glycoprotein-like
Exons: 3
Coding region: 57-842 (261 amino acids)
Molecular function (GO): acid phosphatase activity
Source: RefSeq, a predicted model, not a curated record
AACAAGCUGCAAACCUUUCUUGUGCUAGCUAUCAAGAAACUAGAAAGCACUCAUACAUGAGGAUGAAGAUACUUCUUUUCCUCGUUGCUACAAUAUUAGCAACAUGCCAUGGCUCCUCAGACCAUGGCGUUUCCUUCAAUGUCUUCCCUCUCCGGAUGAAAACUGGCUCCGGUGGCCACUACAUUCCUGAUGUAUCUUGCGCUAGUUGGACACUUGGUGUGGAAGCACACAACAUAAUUAACUGGAAAACUAUUCCAGAAGAAUGUGAAGGAUAUGUAGGUAACUACAUGAUAGGCCAACAAUACAGAUCUGACUCCAAAACUGUGUGUAAACAAGCCUAUUUUUAUGCUAGGAGUCUCAAUCUCCCUCGAGAUGGCAAGAACAUUUGGGUGUUUGACAUAGAUGAGACUUCACUGUCUAACCUCCCAUACUAUGCUGAACACGGUUUUGGAUUGGAACUAUAUAACGACACGGCGUUUAAUCUAUGGGUUGACCGUGCCGCCGCACCUGUACUGCCGGAGUCUCUGAAACUGUACAACAAACUCUUGUCUCUUGGCAUCAAGAUUGCAUUCUUAACAGGAAGACCAUUGUCUCAAAAGGACAAUACUGCUAAGAACUUAAAGCUUGCUGGGUUCUACACUUGGGAAAAGCUCAUUCUCAAGGAACCAUCAACAUAUUCUGGUAAAACAGCAGUUACAUACAAAUCAGCGGAGAGAAAGAAACUGGAGGAAGAAGGAUACAGAAUCAUUGGAAACAUUGGAGACCAGUGGAGUGAUAUCUUAGGAACCACCACAGGCAACAGGACUUUCAAGCUGCCUGAUCCCAUGUACUACAUUAGUUGAGGACUUGACGUCUCUCUAGCCUAAGGAAUAAGAGCGUAUAUUUUGAUACGCAUUAAAAAGUAUGAAGAACAACUUAAAAAAUAAGAUAUUUUGGUGCACUUUUUAUUAAAGUAACAACUUAUUACUCUAAAAAAA